Molecule: messenger RNA, 1290 nt
Organism: Fusarium tjaetaba
Lineage: Eukaryota; Fungi; Ascomycota; Sordariomycetes; Hypocreales; Nectriaceae
Product: c6 zinc finger
Exons: 3
Coding region: 1-1290 (429 amino acids)
Source: RefSeq, a predicted model, not a curated record
AUGGAGACAUCUUUCAAGUACGGCACCCUUCAUCCUCCAUUGCUCCCCUCUAAGGAAGACAUCGCCAUAUGUCACUUUUAUCACUCUACAGUCGAGAUUCUAUCGAUCCAUGAUCCAACACUUUCUCUCCAGGAGCAGCUACCGCGCCUUCAUGCUGCAUGUAGGCAGGAUUCGGCUUUGCGCUUGGCAUUGGAGGCAGUGUCGCUUGUCGCUUCUGCGAAAAUCAUACCCCAAGCUGUCCAACUGGGAUUGAAAAGAUACCUCAAGGCUGUUCGAGCCCUGAGGGAAGCAAUGCAGAGCGAGGAACGAGACCCAUAUUACCAAGCGUUGUAUAGUGUUCUGCUCCUUUGUGGGUAUGAGACCAUGACUGGCCAUUUGUGUAUGCCUUCGGCAUGGGGUACCCAUGUGGACGGGGCGCUAGCUCUUCUUAAGCUCCAGACAACUCACGUUGACUCUCCCCUAUUCCGCGGCAUGUACUUCUUUGUCCAGAAGAACGUGGUUAUGAGCCAGAUGCAGAUCUGUCAACCUGUUGAUGAAAUCUUCACUCAAGGGCUUACCUCUUCAUUUCAUGACCCAGAGACCCGCCUGCUUUCAAUAGCAGCUGGCAUACCACGGCUUCAACACCAAAGUAUCGAUCUUACACAACUCAGGGCGAACGAUAUAGAAAGAAUAGUCUACGAUGCUAAUGCGUUGGAUUUCCUUCUGUCCACUUGGGGUAAAGGGCUCCCAACUGCUUGGUCUUACGCCACUGCACUGAAUAUCAACAGUGAUGCAUGCUCAGAAUACUCUCCGCAAAGCGUCCACAGAUAUGCCCACUUUUACACGGCUCGCGUAUGGAACUUUUGCCGUGUCUCGCAGCUUAUCCUUCUUUCAAUUCAACUUCGCGCAUCCUCUAUCCUAACUGCAUCAUUAGAUACCAGCCAGAUCAGAAAGCGAAUGGCUGCAUUGGUGGAUGAUAUAUGCGCAACUGUGCCUUAUCUUCUGGGCAAGGAUCUCUGCAAGAUAAACCACCAUUUCGUCACCAGCCACCGAACGCCGGACGCCUCUUUGCUGACCUCAGGUUCUACUGUUAAGAAAGUUGGGAAUGUACAAAAUGGGAAGUUUUCUCUCGUCUGGCCUUUAUAUGUCGCUUGCAGUGCUUCGGAAGUACCACAGGGACAAAGGAAUUGGAUACGCAAGCAGCUUCAAUAUCUUGCACAAGGCGGUGUCCCUAUUGCCCAGACGCUCUGCAACACGGAGAGCCAGAUACUCCUUGGUAGACCUGAGGUGUUUCGUUUUGACUGCGUAUGA